Molecule: messenger RNA, 2121 nt
Organism: Dermochelys coriacea (leatherback sea turtle)
Lineage: Eukaryota; Metazoa; Chordata; Testudines; Dermochelyidae
Product: cis-aconitate decarboxylase-like
Exons: 7
Coding region: 1-1596 (531 amino acids)
Molecular function (GO): lyase activity
Source: RefSeq, a predicted model, not a curated record
AUGAAUCUGAUGAUGAACCUGCAGAGCAUCAAGAGAAUAGCUCAUAUAAAACCUAUAUCUCUCAUGCAUGAGUUACCUGCAAUGAAGAUACUUCAGCUGAGUGGCAGCAAACUUUCUUCUCCCUAUCAUUUCCUGAGAUCCCAGAAGGUUUUAGCAUCUUCCCGACAGGUACACAAAAUUUCUGCUCAAGUGCUGGAGAGUAGUGCUGCAGAGGAGACUGUGACCACCAGCUUUGCAUCCUUCAUCCAUGGAGUCCAGCCAGAACAUCUGACUGAAGUUGUUCGUCACCGGAGCAAGAGGAUGAUCCUUGAUAGCAUUGGGGUUGGUCUCGUGGGCAGCACGACUCGUGUGUUCAAUAUCGCCCUGCGGUAUUGUCAGCAGCUAUAUGCUUCAAAUGCCGUUAGCUCUGUCUAUGGCAGGAAAGGGUUAAAGCUGUCCCCUGCGCUGGCUGCCUUCACUAAUGGAGUUGCGGCUCACUCUAUGGACUUUGAUGACACCUGGCACCCUGCCACUCACCCCUCAGGGGCUGUGCUGCCCGCUCUUCUAGCCGCUUCACAGAUGCUACCUCCAAGCUCCAAACCCAAUGGCCUGGACUUCUUGCUAGCGUUCAAUGUGGGCAUUGAGGUGCAAGGAAGGCUUAUGCAUUUCUCCACAGAGGCUCACAAUAUUCCUAAGAGGUUCCAUCCUCCCUCUGUGGUGGGCACCAUGGGCAGCGCAGCCGCCACAGCAAAGCUUCUCUCUCUGAAUGUGACCCAGUGUGCUCAUGCCUUAGCAAUUUCUGCCUCCCUGGCAGGGGCACCAAUGGCAAAUGCAGCCACCCAAGCCAAGCCCCUGCAUAUCGGCAAUGCCACCCGCCUGGGGUUGGAAGCGGCGCUUCUGGCUGCUCGGGGAAUGGAAGCCAGCCCCCUCAUUCUGGAUGACAUCCCCGGGUGCUCUGGAUUCAGCGCGUUCUAUGGUGACUAUCAGCCCAAAACGCUGCCCCUGCCAGCAAACAGCCAUGAGUUCCUCUUGGAGAAGCAAGACGUCGCUUUCAAACGUUUCCCAGCCCACCUAGGGAUGCACUGGAUUGUGGAUGCUGCCGUGUCAGUCAGAAACCUGCUCAUUAAUUAUUCUGGCUCCUUCUCUCCCUCUCUGAUCCAUGCCAUUCUACUGAGGAUCCCAGUGUCCAAGUACAUCAACAGGCCCUUCCCAGAGUCUGAGCACCAGGCUCGACACUCCUUCCAGUUCAAUGCCUGCACUGCCCUGCUGGAUGGCGAGGUGGGCCUCAACUCCUUCACUGAUGGCUGCAUCCAUCGGCAGGAGCUGACAGAGCUGCUGGCCAAGGUGCUGGUGGAGCACCCUGAAGACAACAUAGCCAACUUCGACAAGAUGUAUGGGGAGGUAGCACUGAUCCUGGAGAAUGGAGAUGUGCUGACAGGAAGAUGUGACACUUUUUAUGGGCACUGGAGGAAGCCCCUAAGCAGAGAAUCGCUCCUGAAGAAAUUCCGAUCCAAUGCGUCUCAUGUGCUCCCAGAGGACAAGGUGAACAGCAUCAUCACAACAGUGGACAACCUGGAGAACCUGCCAGACAGCUCCCAGCUGGCCUCCAGCCUGUAAGAGCAAGAUGUUUGAGUGAAGCAUCAUCACACUGGAACACCAAUUCCCUUCUUUCAAGGACAGAAUCUUUCUAUCAUUCAGAGUGAACUGCAGAGCAAAAAUGAAGUACAAGCACAGAUUUCAGUGUCUAAUAACCCCAUUAGCUAGGCUGUGAAAGAGUGUGUGUGUUUGUGUAAGAGAAAUAAGUUUUAAUGAAUACUUGGUGCUGCUUGAUUUGCUGAAGGUAUCCCAGAACAUGCCAUUACAAAUACCCAGAAGUCUCAUUGAACUCCAAGAAUGAUGCAUUCUGGGAUAUCUGUGAACCAGCAUCCUCAAUAGUGGCAGAAUAUUUCCCCCCAAAAAAGAUUAAUUAAAACUUCUUUCGGUUCAGAAUGCUAUCCUAGUCAGUGAGGAUUCUCAACACCAAAAUUUGUCCUUAUCUUAGUGUUCACCUGCACAGUCAACCUGUGGAACUCUUUGCCACAAGAUGUUCUGAAGGCCAAGACUAUCACAGGGUUCAAAAAAGAACUAGAUAAGUUCAUGGAG